AUGGAUGUCUCAGGAGCUACGUCUAGAUCUUUACCCAUUUUGCCUUCUCCUUUGGAAGAGAAAUAUCCCAAGCUACCAGAUUCACAUCAGGUUACUUUAGCACAGGAAUUGACUAGUAAUCUCAAAUCUUCUUGCCCUGCUACACUGUCAACUAACAACCAAACUACGGGGAAUUUGUUUUCAUCUCCUUCUGGAUGCUCUACCGAUCUUCAGUCUUCUUGUAUGUCACCUCAAACAAGUCGAUUAAAAGUUUCUCCAUUCAUUUCUAAGUCACCGAAUGAAAGAGUGUCUUUUGCAUCAAACCAGCCUCCGGAUGAAGUAAAGAAAUCUAGACCAUUGAAUGGGUACAAUACAGAGAAAGAUAAUAUUUCUUGGAGUACAAAUGCAACUGAGAAUUUUCUCGAUCUUUGCAUGAACAUUCCAGUACAGAAUGGCCAAAUUGAAACCUGUACUGGUGUAAUGGCUUCAGAAGACCAUACCAAGGGAACUGAUUGGCAGGAUUGGUCGGAUCAGUUGGUCACGGUUGAUGAUACACUGGACUCAAAUUGGAGUGAUCUCCUAGUUGAUGUCAAUUUUCUUGAUUCAGAGCCCAAGCUGCUGGACUUGCCACCUAACGUGUCUGCGCAUCCACCACAAAUUAAUCAGCAGCAGCAGCAUCCUGUGUCAAGUGCAAAAGAUUCUCCUGUAGGUAGCCUUCCUGCUGCUGCACCCUUGACUAAAGCACGAAUGCGUUGGACCCAAGAACUUCAUGAAGCCUUUGUUGAUGCGGUCAAUAAACUUGGUGGUAGUGAACGAGCUACACCAAAGGGUGUCUUGAAGCUCUUGAAUGUUGAAGGCCUAACAAUCUAUCACGUGAAAAGCCACUUGCAGAAAUAUAGAACUGCCAAAUACAAACCAGAGACAUCAGAAGGAACUUCAAAGAAGAAGUCAAAUACGAUCGCUGAGACGACAUCCCUCGACUUGAAAACGACAAUGGGAAUAACAGAAGCACUAAGAAUGCAGAUGGAAGUACAGAAGCAACUCCAUGAACAACUUGAGAUUCAAAGAAAUCUGCAGUUGCGAAUUGAAGAACAAGGAAAACAUCUGCAGAUGAUGUUUGAACAGCAGAGGAAGAUGGAGAAAGGAAAGCUGAAAUGCCCAUCAUGGGACUCGAAUGAAUCUUCCAAAUUGCUUUUUACAGAGAAGCAGCCUUCCCUCGAUAAAGAGAAACCUGAACCCUUUGAAGUAAAAGCUGUUUCAACUGAUGCCAUCAUUUCAGCAACCGAACAUCCAAAUGACAUGCAAAAGUCACCCGAAAGGAAACUUUGUGAGGAUAAUAAACUGAAUAGACCAGCAAAACGAGCCAAAUCUGAUGAAACUGAAGCAUCUUGA
Fraxinus pennsylvanica is the source of this 1371-nucleotide messenger RNA. Lineage: Eukaryota; Viridiplantae; Streptophyta; Magnoliopsida; Lamiales; Oleaceae. The record is from the annotation of a GenBank genome assembly.